AUGGAGCCUGCGCCAGCGUCCUUUUACGGACCCCUGGAUAAAAACAAUCCCGUCUUAUCAUCUUUUCAAAGUGAAAUAAAAGAGUUUAAGGCUUAUAUAAAGAAACUUUUAGGGUCGCCAAACGUCGACUACCGAUCCUACUCUAGAGGGUCUAUAAGGCUGUUUGAAACAUGGAACAAAUAUAAAUCCCGCCUUCCUCCAUCUUAUUUUGAGGAGCAUCUGUUGAAAAUAGCAGAUUUCCUCUUUGACAGUAAGCUUUACAGACUUGCUCUCUGGCAAGGUUACAGACUCUACCUCCAUCAGUUUUCUACUUUAAGUUUGGAGAGCAUUAAAGAUGUGGAAGAUUUUAAGCAGACCUUCUUUUCGGAUGGUUUUGAUACAAAGAGGGCACCACUUACUUUUCAAGCUGUGCAGGGAGAAUGUCAAUGCAUCUUCUAUUUGGAGAGAGAGAGAUGUGAACUUCCAGACCGGAGUGGCAUUCAGAAGAUGCUGAGCAUUUUGGGAAUUCUGCGCAUUUUGAUGCAGGCUGUACUGCCCCAUGAAAGCUUAAGCUGGAUAUUAUACAAUGGAUCAUUGCGCAUGUACGACAUAUGCCGAUUCCUGAUGUCUAUGGGUCUUGCAUCAGAGGUUUUAGAGUACUUACUAUGGGCUUGUACAUGUCUGGAGACGUCUGUUCCUUUGCUGACUGCUGACUUUCUUCCAUGGAGGGCCACACUUUAUUGUGCAGUGUGUGAAUGUUAUUUUCAUGAUCAGGCUGGAGUUCAAGCGGAGGUGUUUGCGCAAAGAGCUCUUGGUAAGUUAAGCGAAUUGGCCAAGCUGGAGGAGGAGACUGGCUGCACGGUGUCGUCUGAGACCCAACAAGCUUAUAGAAAUGCCACUAUAAAACUUGCAGUGAUGGUGUUUAAGCAUGUGGUGUACGAGCACCGCAGAAAACCGAAAGGACUCUUCAGACCCAAACAGAAGAUCAAUUUGAAAGAGCAGCAGCAAGCUCCAUGGCCGCGUUCACCCACUGGGCGUAUUCUGAUAGAGAUGUUUAAGAGUCCUGCCGCUCAGUUUCUGGCUGUGCUGGAAGCCCUACAGGACACCUCUGUCAGGCCUCUUCAGACUGGCAUGCCUGAAGAAUUUGAGGUUCAGGAGGUGGUGAUGGAGCUGAUAUCAGCUGGCAUUAGUUUACUGUCUGGCUUUGGUUCCGAACAGAAUUUGGAUGCGAGUUUACCUCCCUCUGUGAAUGCAGUUGCCUCUGUUUCCACUCUCUGUGAGAUGGCUGUAGCUGGAAGUUGUAAGAUCUCAGUAGACGCUGCAGUAAAGUUUCUGAAGCAGCUUUUCAGAUUCGAACAGUGGAGCGCGUUUUGCUCACUCUCCUCUGCCCUUAUGUCAACACUACAGAACUUGGAGGGUCGCCUGUUCAGGAAAUACGAGCUGGAAUUGAUGCUUUUGAAAGCUGUGGAAUCUUUGAUCUCUACACAAAAAGUGAAAUUCAUAAUAAAAGACACUGCUGCCUGUGACAAGAAUAUCGGGUCUGCAAACAUGACAGAAGAAUUCUUCAGUCUUAUUCAGACUCUUCACGCUUGCUGCUGCAGGGCAGACAAGGAUAUCCGACCAGAUGCUGAUUUGGUGCUGGACCUUAUCCUGUUCUUUUGGGCUAAAUGCAAGACAGUGUUUCAGAGAGCACAGAUGAGGCAUGGUUACUCUGUGCGCUACCUGGGAAAGAUGGAAAACCAUGAACAGUGGGUGGAGACCCUUCAUCUACUGUGUGAAGUGGUACACGAGCACCAGCUGGCUGAAAUCGACUGCAUAUCAGUGGCUGAAAUGACUCUGAGAUUGGCUAUGGUGCUGGAAAGCGGUGCAGAUGCCCUGCCGCAGUCAGGCAGGAAAACAGUUUCCACCGUAGGCAGCAGUGAAAAAUCCACCCCUGUUGAAAAUUCGGCAUGCACACUUUAUAUGAGGUCCAGAGCAGAGCAGCUCCAGACAGCACUGGAUUUGGUGGAGCGAGGCGUGGAGUGCGUGUCCAUGUGCAGAGCCAGGUCACUCAGUGGGCACAAUGCUGUCUUUGAUGAAGUGUUUAUGCAGAAAUUUGGUGGCACCAAAAGUUCCAUGUGUGGAAACAGUACACCUGACCUUGCUAUCCUUACGGAUUUACAUCUAGAGCUGCUGGCUUUCCAACACAGGCUCUCCCUUAAGCUACAUGACUCAUGUCCAGAGGAGAUCAGUUUGAUGCAAAGGAAGACCUCAGAAGGAAACAGACCCACCCAAAAAUUUGUGAUGCUUGAAAAAGUCAAGAGGAACAAAAUCUCUAAAAGCAUUUUGUUGGCGCAGAAGGCCUUACUGAAUUUUAGGAAGGACCAGACUAACAAAGACACCAAGAAAAUACUCGAGGAGGCAAUAACACUGAUUGAACAAGCAGAGAUGGAGGAGAAGAGGCUGGUUAGUUCUUCAUCAUCUCCUGCGGAGAUCAGUUUAGGAGGGGCAGAGAAGAAACGACCUCCACCAGCUCCAAUACUCCUCUCACGCUCCAACAACUCAAUGACCUUCACACCAGCACCAUACGCACUUGAGGAGGAGGUUUGCUGGUAUUGUAUUUAUGGUAAAGAGGUUGAGGGGGUCAACUUGAAGGUGCGACUUAAAGACUGCCACCUGCGUGGGACUGGAGAUGUGAUUCCUGCCAGAGGUGAAUGUCUGCUUGACGUAAGUGGGUUGGAGCCAAAUCAGAAGUAUAUAUUUGCAGUGGCUGCUUUUAAUGCUCAGGGCAGGAUGGUGGGUGGUGCGAUUGGAGAAACCACCAGGCCUCUGCUGGCCUCUCUACCUCUACCAUUGCUAACAGCUUGGGCACACCUAGCUCAGGUGACUUAUCAAACAGGAUUUUUCACCCUUGCCAAGCGAGCUUGUAAAGAACUUUGGAGUCACUUUACCCAUCCUUCAUGCUCAGAUCCUGAAAGCCCUAAACCCGAACAAGAAGAUUGCUUUGAGGGACUCGCUCGGACAAGGCUCGGCCCAGCUACCCUACAGCUUUCAUCUCCACUCCUGCAUCAGCUUUUUCUUUCCACCAUUUUAAUCCAGACAGACAUUCACAUCCAAGAGGGGGCGCUAUACUGUGACAACCUCUGUGAUGGAGGGCCUUUGAUUUGGGGCCAGGAGGCCAGACUUGCAGAGUGUGAGCGGAUGCUGGUGGCCGUAGAUCUUGCUCUGCACAUCAAUGACAGAAGUAGCACGCUGCAAGCUGUAGUGAGCUGUUACGGCCUUCUCACCCCAAUAAUCUACUAUCAGAUCCCUUCAGAACCUGUCAUAGAGGUGUUGCUCAAGUGCUUCACUGUUCUCCUGGAGAUCCCUGGUUUGCUAAAGCAAAAACGUCCAGCUGCUGUCACAGAGUCCCUCCAGCACAUGGUUGCUUGUAUGACGUACUAUUUAGCCAAGAGCCUGAACUUUACUCAGGAAACUCGCAUGGCUUCAUCCGUGAUAGAGCUUGGAAGGAAGCUGCUUCAGGAGAUCUCUGAGCCUUCACAGCAACUCCCCAAAAAAGGAGUGCAGCAGGACAGGAAGAUGGAAGCUCUCACCAAUGAUGAGAAGCCAAGUGAACAUCUAAAGGCUUUGGAUGCCAUUUUUAUGAAAAGCAUGCAUUCUGGUGACUAUGAUGUCACUUUUUGUAACAAAACAGUAUCUCAAGAGCAUGAUCUCACUGGACAGGAAGACCCAUUUGUGCUAUACACGGUGAUCAAAAACAAGCCCCUCCAGAAGGCCUUCCAAGAGGUGAUGAAAUUCAAACAGACGUCUUGUUUCCUGGAGUUUUUGAUAUGCUUGCUCCAGAAGGCCCUGCAAGAAGAUCAGCUAGAUUUGGUUCUGCAGUGGGAGCCAAACAUCUUGGAUUGCCUCUGCAGACGUGAUGUGGCUCUGUUAGCUAUAAAGAAGCGUCCAAGUCAACCAGUGGAAGAAUCUGUAGGGUUCACAACGUCUGUGAUUGAGUACAACACCAAGAAGCAGGUUAACACCAGUUACGGUGGCAAAAAUUCACGACGGAAGAAACUACUGAGUGCAUUCAAGAGCAACAACUCUAAAAGAGAAAUCAAAGCUUUGGACAUCCUGGUAAAUAAACUGACUGCUUUAAUAAGAAGACACGGGAAUGGCUGGAAGCUCAGGAAGAUCCGCUCCGAAGAGUCACUUUCGCGAUGUCACGUCAACCUAAGCCUGGCUCGUGCCCACCUAGGUCUGCUAAGGAGGAACCUGGGACCACCUCCCCAUCACUGUUUCAGUCAUAUGCCCCUGUCCUUUUUCUCUUUGGCUCACUGUGGAACGCUAGUCAUGUGGAAGAACGUUCCACAGCGUAUCCGUGCACCUGAACUUCCAGAUCCUGAAGCUGUGUCCCAUCCUGGAUGGCAUAUCAGUCAAAGGCAUGUAAAGGACAUCGAAACUAACCAUGGAGAAUCAAACAGCAAUGAAGAGGACAGUGAAACGGAUGACGAAGUGGACUCAAAGGUCCAGUACACACACAUCUCUGAAAGGAAUGGGCAGUUUUCGGUCGAUGGUCCCCCUGCAGAUCAAACAGCCUCUCAGUUACUGGACACACUCAACAAAGCCUCAAUACAUAUGCGCAGAGCCAUGGUGUUGGCACAUCGCUGGGGCCAUUGGACAACUUUACAUUGGGCAUGUCGGACUCUUUGGGACCAGUCCAGCACGCUAAUCCUAAUGUUGGAUCCUGAUGCCCUUAGUGAACAGCUGACGUUGGAGCAGAUGUACACUGUGAUCACUCCUCUUCUGAUGUUGGCCUCAGAUCUUCUCAUGGACAUGAUGGAGAAACUGAAGCUGUGGGAUGUUUAUGAUACAGAGGAGGAGGAGCUUGAAACAAGCCUGUACUUUUCUGCCCAAAUGGAUGAUGGGACAGUGGUUGAUCUGCGCUGGUUGAGAACCCUGGUGCUCCAUACACUAGAGCUUCUGUACUACCAGGCCAAGUGGGAGAAUCUUGCUCACCUUGCUCUGCUUUUUAACACAUACACAAGGGAGCGCUAUUCACACGUGGUAACGCCUAUUCUGGUGCACGCACAGAGAAGGCUGUUGGACAGGAUCAGGUGUUUUGGGGGCCCACCAGCCCCCCAGCCUCACUUCACCCAUACUGAGAUGAUCACUGGAGAGAAGGUGACCUGCAGGACUUAUGCAGGAAAACAGUUGCUGUUUCCCUGUGGCAAAGGUCCGCUGACCAAAAAUGAUUCCCACUCAGAGCUUUCAGAUGUGAAGAGAGCCAUGUGUCUGGUGUGUGUACCGCUGGAUGUAGACGACACACUUCAUUGUUUCAGAGAGACUAUGGAGAGACGACGCUAUGCACUUUUGACAUUUCAGCACAGCCGAAAUCUACUUUACCUACUGCUUGCCGACACCCAGCACUCGUAUGUUAAGGUGCCAUUCUCCAAGAAACCCAGUGGUGUUCUUCAAGGAAAGGUGGAGUUCAGCUUGGCAGCAACCACCCCACCGGGCAUCAGCCCUUUAGAUCUGUCUGCCGAGGACUACCGCACUCUAGGCUCCAUCUACAGCACCACCUUGCCUCCAUCACAGAUCCAGACUGUCCUAUCUGCUUACAACAAUGCCAUCAAAUACCUUCAAGCAAAUAAGUACAACUCCCUGCAGGUUCAAGCACUUCAUGAUCUUGGAAACCUUCAUUUCUACAAAGGAAAUCGAAAGUCUGCACAUUCUUUUUGGAGUAAGGCCUUGGACUGUGCUCUCCAGAGCUCUGGAGUUCUGGAAUCUUGGGAUGGUGACUCAUGGAGCAGCAGCACCUCUCAGGAAACCCUGCGGCAUGCUGGGAUAUGGGGCUGUCUCCAGGGUGCAUUGCUUUCUGCCAAGAUUGCACAGCACAUCCUAACCUCCAAAAUCAACCAGCGUACAAAAUGCUGCCUCCUGUCCACCAAACUCUUCAAGUGCCUACUGAUGGCCUCUAUGCCCCAUCCGAUGAUGGACCUGGCAUACUCUACAUACUCAGUGGAGACAGAAUUGAUCCCAGGUGUCGAUCUCUUCUCUGAGCCAGAUCGGGGGAAUCUCGGCACUACCGUUGCCAGUUUGUCUUUUCUCUGCCAUUGGCUGUAUAACUCGGGGCACUUUCUCAAGGCUCUUCCUGUGCUGGCUCUCUACGUGUAUAUUGCCAAAACUGUGUGCCGGGAUCCACACCUCACUGUCUCAUGCCGAAUACUAAAGGUAAAGGUCCUUACAGAGUUGAGGAUUUUCAGUCAGGCGGUAGAAGAGCUCAACAGUCUCACAUUUGGUAAAGAAAUUCCCUUGCCUCAUGGCGGCAACCACAGAACAGAGGAAUCAUCUUGGGCAACAAAUCGAUUUAUCGAUAUGAAGCCUCUGUUGGAUCCUUCAAAUCUUCAGGUUCUGGAGGAUGUGAUUAACAGGAGCCCAAGUGAAGACAUUAAGGCUCUUUAUGGCUCAAAACUGACCAGACGGCUCCUGAUGGCCAGAGUUCAUCUGAUAUUGACUAUAUGUAGCACUAUACACAACCUGCCUGAACCAUUAACAACAGGUAUUUCCUUCUUACUAGUAAGAUAAUUAGAAAUGACCAAUUGAAUAACGCAUAUGUUAAAACCCUCAGAGGUAUCAGAGAGCUCGGACACCUUCAGCGGUGAUGAGUCGAACUGUAGCAAGCCCAAGGGUCUCCAGCUUAAUUCCAGAAGGGUCACACUAACAUUAGGAGAACUUAAGGCCAUACUCCUAAAAGAAGCAAAUGUUCUGGUUAGUCCCGAGAUCUUUGCCUUGCAGCCGCUAAAUACUGAUCCAGAAGAACUGGAGCUAGCGGUGGAGAUCAGACUGUUGCGGUCCAAUAUCAACCUGCAGCAGGGCCGAAUGGUUACUAGUGCAGAUCUGGCAGUGUCUGCUAUCAGUCUUCUUCAGAGCUCUCCUGUGUUUCAAAGUGAUUUCCGCCCGAUACCACCUCCCAGACCUCCGUCCUCUACCCUCAGACGAUCCAGAUCCAAAGCACAUCAGAUCAGCUCUCCAGAGCCGAAGUCUAUUGUCAGUUUCCAAACUGGAGACGUUCCAUCAUGGGUGGAUGCUAGAGAACGCAUGGAUUGCCUCUUCUGGCUGCGCUGCAGGCUGGCGGUGGUCUGCUCUCUUGCAGGCCAUAUCCCUGGGACGUCCAUCUACUCUGAUGUAGACAGCAGUGCAGAGGCAUUCAAGGUGCUGAAAGAAGGUCUAGCGGAGGCAGAAGCCUGGGGAGAUCCAGACACUACAGCCCUGCUGCUCUUACAGGGCGUCCAAUUGAACACACAUCUUGGAAAAGCCAGAGAGGACAGUACCUUGAUGUUACAAGAGAUUGUCAGUUUGUUGUCAGGACGCAUCGCUUUAUCUCAGCGCUCCCAAAUGGCUCUGGCUGAAGCUGCAUUGCUACUUAGUGAGCUGAGAGGAACAGGAAGUCAGACUCUUCAUCUGAUUACACAAAAACUACUACAGCAACAGCUCUGUGCCCUUGGAGAGUCUGUAGAUCUCAAUAAAGGAGGCGAGGUGGAACUGCAGUCUGAAGGCCUAAAGAAUAUUUAUCUUCUGCAGCUCCCCAUGCUGGCAAAGACCACCAUGCGGAUGGGUCAUUCAUUGGCACUACAAGCCCUGCUGGGUUCCUCAGAGGAAGCUGGGGAGCCCUGGAGACCCUUGGUAUCUGCUCAUGAAGUUCUGCAGUCUGCACUAAACAUCUCACAGGCUUCUGCCAACAGAGACCUUCAGCUGGAGGGUGAUAUCCUCUACUGCACAGGACUGCUGGGUAGACAUCUCAUUUCUAUGCAAAAAUCGGAUCCCCAGAAGGUCUUGGAGGCCUUAUUACAGUGCGUCCACAGUCAUAAUCACAACCUAUUGCUAAUACAUAGGUGCUAUCUAGAAAUGGCAUUGGUAUACUUGCAACAGUGGGAGCAACCUGCACAUCUGACUCCUCCCACUUCUCCAACACCAGAUGAAGCCAGCAAGGAAACAGAUGGAGAGACACAUCUACUGGUCUUCUGGAUGUGUUUGAGAAUGGCUUUAAAGACAUCAGAAGCUAUUGACACUUGUUACCGAUUUCAUGGAUUCACAGAAGAUACUGAAAGCCACUUGUCGCCUUCCUCAAUUGAAGCCCUGCCUGAUUUUGCAAUGAAUGAUCUCCUGCACACCUGGGGGAGUCUGGAGAACCGUGGGACUCUUAUGAGCAAUACUGAAGAGUUCAUGGAUACCGGGCAUGAGCUGAACAGCAGGAAAUGCUCUCAGCUGACCUGGGUUCAUUUGUCUCGGUACUACACACACCUACUUAACCUUCUGCAGGUGUCCUCAAGGCCAGGUACAGCAAGGGAUCCAACAAAGACUCCUUUGAAGGGUGCUGAUGGGUUGCUGUCCGUGGCUGGUGAUUGUAAUCUUUCUCUGAGACUCUCACAGUUACACACCUUUUUCAGCCUUUACCUGCCAUCUUACAAAAAGCAGUGGGCUGUUCCCGACCCACCUGCUGCUGUAAUACUUGAACCUCAGCUUAUACAGGAAGGUGAACCUGUGCCAAAUCUAUACCCCUGGGCCAUCGCUGUUACUCAAGAACUUUGCAUCCAGUGGUACAGACCUACCUUACAGGACAGCAUGAUUUUGCUUGUCUUUGCCGUGAAUAAUGCUCCUCUGUCAGCUAUGAACCCUACUGCAGAGGCUGCGGCUGGACUGCAGGCAGGACAGAAAUUGGUCUGUUUGGACAGGCUAAAGGCUGUUCAUGCCUUACUGAGAUCAAUAUGCACAGAGGCGGAUGUUUCACCCAUCACAAGCUCCAUCUCCUCCAUCAGUUCACAAGAAGAGGAGCAGACCACAGCAGCCACCUCCAAACCUCCCAGACAGCAGGAGAUCCUCUGGGAAAAGACUACACUUGUCUGUACUGAGAUCAGGGACUUACUGAAGCCUGAUUUAAACUUAACACCCAUUACAGAGGUGCCCUUUGAUCCAAGCAUGCAGAUUCUUCGUGACCUGGAACGCUGCUUUAAUCCCUCAACAUGGAGCACACUGUGCGACAAGGGCUUCAUUACCUGGCUGCUCUCUCUUACGAGUUAAAAAACUCUCAACAUUUAAAGGGACACUCCACUUUUUUUGAAAAUAUGCCCAUUUGAUUUUUACCGUUUUGGAAUCCAUUCAGCUGAUCUCUGGGUCUGGCGGUACCACUUUUAGCAUAGCUUAGC
Molecule: messenger RNA, 9146 nt
Organism: Paramisgurnus dabryanus
Lineage: Eukaryota; Metazoa; Chordata; Actinopteri; Cypriniformes; Cobitidae
Source: RefSeq, a predicted model, not a curated record